AUGAAGAAGGUGAGUGAACUCAGUACCCUUUGUGGUAUUGAUAUAUGUCCCAUUAUAUAUAGCCCUUAUGAGUCUCAGCCCGACGUUUGGCCAGACAAUCGUGGCGUCCAUCGCGUGUUGGUGCAGUUCAAGAGGAUGCCAGAGAUGGAGCGAAGUAAGAAAAUGGUGAAUCAAGAGAGUUUCAUCAGGCAAAGAAUCGUCAAAGUUAGUGAGCAGCUUAAGAAGCGUCAUAAGGAGAAUAGAGAAAAGGAAAUUACUCAGGUUAUGUACCAAUGUUUGAUGGGCAAUGGGCUGCAGAAUUUGAUUAUGCUAGAUUCGAAUGAUCUCGGGUGGUUGCUGGAUCAGGACUUGAAGGAUAUUAACAAGAGAAUUGAUGAGCUCAAAAAAACUACUGCUCCACCUCCUCCUCCACAGCAGGUUGCGCCGCCACCGCCACAGGUUCCAACAGGUAAUUUGUAUAUGCAAGAGCAGAAACCGGCAGUGGAUUUAACAAUGGAUGCAAUGCAAAGGCCACAUUGGUUCACAGAUAGGAUGAACAAUCCCAGUGAUCAUCGGCAAGUGAAUUCUUUUGGGCAUGGAGAUGAAAUGAUGCUGCCAUUUUGUGAGAAUAAUCACAAUACAAUGUGGUCUAAUGCCUUCUUCCCUUGAUGAUCAUCUUCUGGA
Messenger RNA from Olea europaea var. sylvestris, 663 nucleotides. Its product is annotated as agamous-like MADS-box protein AGL80. The transcript has a single exon. Gene Ontology annotation, molecular function: protein dimerization activity; DNA-binding transcription factor activity, RNA polymerase II-specific; cis-regulatory region sequence-specific DNA binding. Gene Ontology annotation, biological process: positive regulation of transcription by RNA polymerase II. The record is from RefSeq and is a predicted model, not a curated record. NCBI's taxonomy places the organism in Eukaryota, Viridiplantae, Streptophyta, Magnoliopsida, Lamiales, Oleaceae. Bases 1 to 648 code for a protein of 215 amino acids.